GGGGGGCCCGCGGGAGCCGGUCCUUCCUUUCCGAGCCCAGCCCGGCUCGGCCCGGCCCGGCCCAGCCGAAGCGGUGGCAGGAGAAGGGCGCUGAGCGCGGAUAUGGCGGCCAACAUGUACAGAGUGGGAGAUUAUGUUUAUUUUGAAAAUUCUUCCAGCAAUCCAUAUCUCAUUAGGAGAAUUGAAGAACUUAACAAGACUGCCAGUGGAAACGUGGAAGCAAAGGUGGUGUGUUUUUACAGGCGAAGAGAUAUUUCCAACAGCCUUGUAAUACUUGCAGAUAAGCAUGCUAAAGAAGUUGAAGAAGAGUCUGAAAUUACAAUUGAGAUUGAUUUGACUGAUAAACAGAAACAUCAACUGAAGCACAGAGAGCUCUUUCUUUCUCGACAGUAUGAGUCCCUUCCAGCAACACACAUCAGGGGAAAAUGCAGUGUUUCACUUCUGAAUGAGACAGAAUCUGUGUUGUCGUAUCUGGAGAAAGAGGAUGCUUUUUUUUAUUCAUUGGUGUAUGAUCCAUCACUGAAAACACUUUUAGCAGACAAGGGAGAAAUCAGAGUGGGGCCUAGAUAUCAAGCAGAUGUGCCAGACAUGCUUGCAGAAGGAGAAUUAGAUGACAGAGAACAGGCAAAGCUGGAAGUGAAAGUAUGGGAUCCAGAUAGCUCUCUUACUGACCGUCAGAUUGACCAGUUUUUAGUUGUAGCACGUGCGGUUGGCACGUUUGCUCGAGCAUUGGACUGCAGUAGUUCUGUCAGGCAACCAAGUUUACACAUGAGUGCAGCUGCUGCUUCUCGAGACAUCACACUGUUUCAUGCAAUGGAUACCCUGCAUAAACACAACUAUGAUUUGAGCAGUGCCAUCAGUGUUCUAGUGCCACUUGGAGGGCCUGUCUUGUGUAGAGAUGAAAUGGAAGAGUGGUCAGCAUCAGAAGCUAGUUUAUUUGAAGAGGCAUUGGAGAAGUAUGGCAAGGACUUCAAUGACAUUCGACAAGACUUUCUCCCUUGGAAGUCACUGACUAGCAUCAUUGAGUAUUAUUACAUGUGGAAGACGACUGACAGAUACGUGCAGCAGAAACGUCUGAAAGCGGCUGAAGCAGAAAGUAAAUUGAAACAAGUAUACAUCCCUACCUACAACAAACCAAAUCCUAAUCAAAUAUCCAGCAACAGUGGGAAACCUGCUGCAGUCAAUGGAGCGAUGGGAGUCUCUUAUCAGGCACAGAUCUCACUAAUAGGUCGAGCUUGUGAAAGUUGCUAUACUCCACAAUCUCAUCAGUGGUAUUCUUGGGGUCCUCCUAAUAUGCAGUGUAGACUGUGUGCAUCUUGCUGGAUGUAUUGGAAGAAAUAUGGUGGCCUGAAAAUGCCCACACAGACAGAUGGAGAUAAAUUGUCUUCUAGCCAACCUGCUGAGGAAUCCCAUGUUAGAACUCACCUGUCCCGGCAGGCCGCACAGGGAACUCCAGUUCAUAACACUGGUAGUCCAAAGUCAGCGGUGAAAAUGCGCCAGGCUUUCUUUCUCCACACAACGUGCUGGACAAAACUGGCCCGCCAGGUCUGCAGAAACACCCUCCAGCUGCGGCAGGCAGCAAGACGUCCCUUUGUCCCUAUUAACUGUGCUGCCAUUAAGGCAGAAUUCACCUCAGCCAGCCUGCAGCGGAUUUUCACUUUGCGGCCCACGUGGAGUUUGCUACAGGACUUCUGCUGGAUAUUUUCCUGCCUAUGUUUUGGGCCACGGACUUUAGGACUAGUGAGUAUUCUCCAUUCUUUGUUCAAGUUGCUAAAGGAUUUUAAUCAGCCUCACAAGCGGCGAAUUAAGCCACCGGACUCUCUAUCAAAGACAUUUUCUGAAAUCAGUCAAAAUUCCAUUGUGCACAGACAUGCUGUGAAAUAGUUCUGCUAACAGCAUCCAAGAACUUGUGUGGAUAGUUGUAAAUAAGUUUGGGGGAAUUAUUUUGGGUAUAUUAAUAAAUAGUUCAUAACUUUUAAAUCUGCCUCAUUGCAUUUUACCCCAAACUCAGAUUUCGACUAGUCCCAUUUACAACACAGUCCCUUGGCAUUCCAAGAUUACUUGUCCUAGAUCAUUGUACUGUCAACUGUAUUGGAAUUGCAGAGUCUUUUUUACAGUAUUAGAUGUCAGAUUUAUAACCGUAGUUACUAGAUUAAUGAUAAAUAUUUUUCCAACAUAUUUUUAUUGGGAUGCUGAUUAUGUCAGUGUCAAGUACAAGAAAUUUACUCCAUGUAAGAUUAAAAUCUGGGUUUGAGUAAUUCUUUUCCUCUUACAUACUUUAAUACCAGCCAUUCUUCAUGUGCAGGCUCUUUACCUACUUCUACAGUCAUCCAGAACUUGGUGAUUAUUUCUGUUCAUUGUCCUUGUUAGUUGUCCUGUUGGCCAUUUUCUUUCCUCUUUCAAAGCCAUGCAAGUCAAUAGCAGCUUUCAGGUCUCAGGCAACCAUAUGGCUGCUGUGUUGACAGAAUGAGUUGUACUUUAAAAAUGAAGCUUGUCUAAGUUUUGACUAGGAUUAUUUUCUUAAUUCUUAAUAGGAAAGAAGAGUGGUUUUCUGGGAGGAAAGCAUCAUACCUUUUAAUUUAUGCAUUUGACACGAACUUACUGAAUCGUGGAGGAAAACAAGCUUCAGGACUCCACUUGAACCAUGAAUUUUUCUAUCCAUAUCUUUUUCUCACUGACUACUGUGGCUUAGUGAGAACAAAGAUGAAGCUUCUGUAAGAAAGGAAAAACAGAAGAAAAAAAAUAUCAUCCAACUGUUAAGCUUUAUAUUACAACAAAUGUUAUAUACACAGUUCAACUUCAAAACAAAGGAGUGAAAAGCUGGCCUUUUCAGCAGGAAAUAGUCAUUCUUGUUCUUUUGAAUGAAAAGGUGUCAUAUCCCGUUAACAUCAAGAGCACAGAAAGAUGUUUUUUUUCCUGUAAUCUCCAUCUUUAUUCAUUUUGCUUAAAGCAAAAUUUGGACCACGCAAUUUUAUCGUUUCAAAUGCUGAUGCUUCCUGGUUAGACCUAACAUAGAUGGAAAAACAAAGACACAAUUGCCAGUGCUAUUUGAGACAGCAUUCAAAUUACUUUAUAAUAGUGGAAACCACAUUAUACCUCAUUUAAUUGUUUUUCUCUUCCAACCUUGAUGAUACUGUGAUACUGUGAUACUGUAUGCACACAUUCUGUUUCUGGCAAUAUCUCUCUCUGGAAUUGUACAGUGCCCUUACCUACAUUGUCAUGUUUUCACUCUAGUAAAGCCUAGUUAGUAAAUAAACAUACUGUUUCCUA
Molecule: messenger RNA, 3270 nt
Organism: Pogoniulus pusillus (Red-fronted tinkerbird)
Lineage: Eukaryota; Metazoa; Chordata; Aves; Piciformes; Lybiidae
Gene: MTA3
Product: metastasis associated 1 family member 3
Exons: 15
Coding region: 103-1884 (593 amino acids)
Biological process (GO): negative regulation of transcription by RNA polymerase II
Cellular component (GO): NuRD complex; nucleoplasm
Molecular function (GO): sequence-specific DNA binding; transcription corepressor activity; chromatin binding
Source: RefSeq, a predicted model, not a curated record